Molecule: messenger RNA, 720 nt
Organism: Fusarium sp. VM40
Lineage: Eukaryota; Fungi; Ascomycota; Sordariomycetes; Hypocreales; Nectriaceae
Source: the annotation of a GenBank genome assembly
AUGUCUUCUCAGUCAUUGUGUGCCCCGCCAUCAGCGGCAACUGGCGUCUUUCAAAACUUUUGCAAACUCCCAACCGAACUACGUCUCAAGAUCUGGAACUACAACCUCUCUCCCACCCGCCUCGUCCCUCUCCAAUGCGGCUCCGGCUCUUCAAAGUCACUCUCAUGGACAGGAUGCACUUCACCAGCACCUAUUCCCGCCAACCUACACACAUGUGCCGAGUCGCGGAGUGAAGCUCUAAAACACUAUGGUCUUGGCUUUGGCUUCGCUCGCGGCCCUGGCCAGGUCUUUCUUGAUCCCGAGCGCGAUAUCCUCUAUUUCGGCCCCAGAGAUGGCUACAUGGCCGCAGACUCCCAAUUCCAAACAUGCAUGUCCAUGUGCGAUCCUGAAGAACUGGCUGUUGUCCGCCGUCUGGCGAUAAAUGAUGCUCUUUUUUGGGUUGACGAAAGCUACCGCUCCAUGACCGCCGCCAGCCUCACCGUGGAGCUUCUCAGGCGCAUCAAGGCUCGCAUGUCAGGUCUCGAGGAACUUAUUUUUAUUCCUCGCGCCGAAGAAUCUCCAGAAUCUGCCAACUAUGUCGAACCCACGAUGGUUUAUGUCCGCAUGGCUCGUCAAAUCCAGACUGCUAUCAACACUCUUUCCCAACAAACACCGGGCUGGACUCCACCUUGCUGGAGGAUUCUACCUGUAAGUGCUUUUCAGAGUGUUGGGGCCGUUUGA